UAACCAACAUGACAGCGUGAACCGAAAAAUUCUUAAAUUAAUGUAGGGACUUUUCGCUUUGGAAUAUUACCUCUUACUAGAGGUACUGUUCUCAUAACCUGUAACAUUUAAUACAAAUAAUGAUCAGCUUGCUCCUGUGUUAAACAGUCAGUGUUUAUUUAAAUGUAAUUCAUGUAAAAGGAUAUGAUUAGCAAUACCGAAAUUGUGUAAAUUACAUAACCUUAGUGCCAUUAGGCAAAAGUUACUGUAAAGAUUAUUAUUAACAUUCAAUAUGUAUGCUGUCUUACGGAAAUCUCGUACACUGAAAAAUAUUAUACAAAGAUGUAACAGUACUACAUCAACUGAGACAAGUACAGUAGCAUAUCCACCUGUAUUAGAUUUAUCCUAUAAAGCCAGAGUUAGAAGGAAGGAUGAAAUCUGGUAUGAAAAAAUUAAAAAGUUAGAAACAGUAGAGGAAAAGUUAUAUGGAAUUAAUAUGCCACGUUAUUAUGGCUGGAAAUCAUUAUGUUUAAAAGAAAGGCAUGUUCUAUGUAAUUCAUUGGAUCAAGCUCAAUAUAUUACAAGAACUCAUGUUGUAAACAACCAUGAAUUACCUGAUUUUUAUAAUAAUGUAAUCACAGCUGAACAAUUAGAUGCUGUGAUACAAAUUGUUAAAAACCAUAUAGAAAAUAUUCUUGGUUUUGAGUAUUAUAACAGACUAAGGGAACAAGAAAUAACAGAAAAAACAGCAAAAAAUAAAAAGAAACUACAGGAUGAUCUUAUAAAUGGAAUUGUUUAUCAAAUUAAUAGAAUAUUACUAGCUACUUUGUCUUCUAAUUUACCGCAUUUAAUGAAAGCUCAAGUAGAUUAUGAACCAAGGGUAGAAGCAUUUUGGUUUAUAGGUGGUAUAGAUCCUCCAACUUUAAUUAGAAAAACAAGAGCAAACUCAAAGCAUCUGGAACCAUAUGCAGAUGAUCCAGUUAAUAUGCCUGUUCAGUAUUUUGGUUCACCAAUUUUACAAUUACGACAUCAGUUUCCUUUAAAAGAAAUUGUUCCAUUAAAUGAAUGUAAAAACCCAGAGCUAAACGUUCCUGAAUUUAAAUUUGAUCCUAGAACAUUAGGACAUACCUUUUCAUAUAAACAUGCUACAUGUAUACCUGGUUUUUGGCCUGGUGAUCCAGAUGAAUUUGGUUUAUUGUCUUAUCACAACAUUAAUAAUUCGACGAACUCAGAAGUUUAUUAUGAAGAUUCAUACAUAGUUCAAGCUAUUUUUGCAUCUUAUGGGUGGUUGUUGUCACAGGCUUCUUAUCAAGGUUUUUCUACAGUCUAUGAUAUAACGUAUCCAUUAACAUCUCAAACAGUUUUUACAAAUGGUCAGGAAUGGUCGUUUUGCGUUUAUCAGUUAAAUACUACAUUAGUACAUUCGGAACAUGUAGAUCAAAAUCCAAAACGUAACAUGUGUUGGGUAACGAAACCAAUGAAAUUGUUUGACACAAUAGAGGAGGGAAAAGUUCAUGGGUUUAAUGAAGACGUUCUAAGAACGUUAAUUAAAUUUUACGUCAAUAUGCCUGAAGAAAGGUUAAAUGUGGACAUGAAGCCAUAUUUAGGAAAAACUGUAAAAUAUCUUGCGGAUAUUGAACAUCGCGAUCGAAGAGUCUUCUUGGAACGAGGCUUUAAACAUAUCUCGUCUAACAGACCAAAACAUUACCUAAUGCCAGAAAUGUACGCUUGGCAGAAAAUUUACAUGGUUGAUCAUAAAACCCGUCCUAUGGACAAAAAACGUGACCCAUGGCAAUUUGGUUACAAACCUACAAAACGUAGGUUGGAUGAUCACUUACGGUUAUAUGUACCAAAAUGUUUAAGAGCGAAUCCAAAGAAAAAGCGUGUAGAUCGGUGGGCAAAAACGUACUAUCCGGAUGCAUAAAACGUGCGUUUUAUCCAUUUUUUGUGUAAAUAUUUUUAAUAAUAACACGCUAAAUGACUUCAGA
Molecule: messenger RNA, 1967 nt
Organism: Osmia bicornis bicornis
Lineage: Eukaryota; Metazoa; Arthropoda; Insecta; Hymenoptera; Megachilidae
Gene: mRpS30
Product: 28S ribosomal protein S30, mitochondrial
Exons: 4
Coding region: 272-1903 (543 amino acids)
Biological process (GO): translation
Cellular component (GO): mitochondrion; ribosome; mitochondrial large ribosomal subunit
Molecular function (GO): structural constituent of ribosome
Source: RefSeq, a predicted model, not a curated record